Molecule: messenger RNA, 2286 nt
Organism: Propithecus coquereli (Coquerel's sifaka)
Lineage: Eukaryota; Metazoa; Chordata; Mammalia; Primates; Indriidae
Gene: TBC1D30
Product: TBC1 domain family, member 30
Exons: 12
Coding region: 1-2286 (761 amino acids)
Cellular component (GO): endoplasmic reticulum
Source: RefSeq, a predicted model, not a curated record
AUGCGGCAGGACAAGCUGACCAGCUCUCUGAGGCGCGGGGGAAGAUGCCUGAAGCGGCAGGGUGGCGGCGGCGUGGGCACCAUCCUGAGCAAUGUGCUCAAGAAGCGCAGCUGCAUUUCCCGGACCGCGCCCCGGCUGCUCUGCACCCUGGAGCCGGGAGUUGAUACAAAGUUGAAGUUCACUCUUGAGCCGUCUUUAGGUCAAAAUGGUUUUCAGCAGUGGUAUGACGCUCUCAAGGCAGUUGCCAGAUUAUCCACAGGAAUACCAAAGGAAUGGAGGAGAAAGGUUUGGUUGACCUUGGCAGAUCAUUAUUUGCACAGUAUAGCCAUUGACUGGGACAAAACUAUGCGCUUCACUUUCAAUGAAAGGAGUAAUCCUGAUGAUGACUCGAUGGGAAUUCAGAUAGUCAAGGACCUUCACCGCACAGGCUGUAGUUCCUACUGUGGCCAGGAGGCUGAGCAGGACAGGGUUGUGUUGAAGCGGGUGCUGCUGGCCUAUGCUCGAUGGAACAAAAAUGUUGGGUACUGUCAGGGCUUUAACAUCUUGGCGGCACUAAUUCUGGAAGUGAUGGAAGGCAAUGAAGGGGAUGCCCUGAAAAUUAUGAUUUACCUUAUUGAUAAAGUACUUCCUGAAAGCUAUUUUGUCAAUAAUCUCCGGGCAUUGUCUGUGGAUAUGGCUGUCUUCAGAGACCUCUUGAGAAUGAAGCUCCCUGAAUUAUCUCAGCACCUGGAUACUCUUCAGAAAACUGCAAACAAAGAGAGUGGAGGUGGAUAUGAGCCCCCACUCACGAAUGUCUUCACGAUGCAGUGGUUUCUGACUCUCUUUGCCACGUGCCUCCCUAAUCAUACAGUUUUAAAGAUCUGGGAUUCGGUCUUCUUUGAAGGUUCAGAAAUCAUCCUAAGGGUGUCGCUGGCUAUCUGGGCAAAGUUGGGAGAGCAGAUAGAAUGUUGUGAAACAGCAGAUGAAUUCUAUAGCACCAUGGGGCGCCUUACCCAGGAGAUGCUAGAGAAUGAUCUUCUGCAAAGCCAUGAGCUCAUGCAGACCGUUUAUUCUAUGGCACCAUUCCCUUUCCCACAAUUGGCAGAGUUGAGGGAAAAAUAUACCUACAACAUUACACCAUUCCCAGCCACGGUUAAAUCCACCUCAGUUUCUGGACGACAUGGUAAGAUCAGAGACAGUGAUGAAGAGAAUGACCUGGAUGAUGAAGAUGCUAUUGUUAAUGCAGUGGGGUGUCUUGGACCUUUCAGUGGGCUCCUGGCACCUGAACUGCAGAAGUACCAAAAGCAAAUUAAAGAGCCAAAUGAGGAGCAGAGUCUGAGAUCUAAUAACAUUGCAGAGCUGAGCCCAGGAGCAAUCAAUUCCUGUCGAAGCGAGUACCAUGCAGCUUUUAACAGCAUGAUGAUGGAACGCAUGACCACAGAUAUCAAUGCACUGAAGCGGCAGUACUCUCGAAUUAAAAAGAAGCAACAGCAGCAGGUUCAUCAGGUGUACAUCAGGGCAGACAAAGGGCCAGUGACCAGCAUUCUCCCGUCUCAGGUAAACAAUUCUCCAGUUAUAAACCACCUUCUUUUAGGAAAGAAGAUGAAAAUGACAAACAGAGCUGCCAAGAAUGCUGUCAUCCACAUCCCUGGUCACACAGGAGGCAAAAUAUCUCCUGUCCCCUAUGAAGACCUUAAGACGAAGCUCAACUCUCCUUGGCGAACUCAUAUCCGAGUCCACAAAAAGAACAUGCCAAGGACCAAGAGUCAUCUGGGCUGUGGGGACACAAUAGGGCUGAUAGAAGAGCAGAAUGAGGCCUGCAAGACCAACAACCUGGGGGCGGCAGAGGCGCUUUCCUCUAGUUGUGCAGCGACAGCGCAAAGAGAAGGCAGCGGCUCCGAGGGCAGCCCUGGCAGGACCAUCGAGGGGCAGUCUCCAGAGCCGGUGUUCGGAGAUGCUGACGUGGACGUGUCUGCAGUCCAGGCGAAGUUGGAGGCCUUGGAACUGAACCAGAGGGCUGCUGCUACUGAAAUGGAGCCCAAGGCACACCCACCCCGCCAGCAGCACUUCCCAGAGCCACCUGAUGCACCCGGAGAAAACAAAGCCACCAGCAAAGCUCCCCAAGGCAGCAACUCAAAAACCAUCUUUAGCCCUUUUCCCAGUGUCAAGCCACUGCGGAAGUCAGCCACCGCCAGGAAUUUGGGAUUAUAUGGACCUACAGAAAGAACCCCCACCAUGCACUUUCCUCAGAUGAGCCGGAGCUUCAGCAAAUCCGGCGGUGGGAACAGUGGCACUAAGAAACGAUGA